GGCGCUGGUCACGUGACUCGCCGUAACAGUCAUGUGUACUUAAGGACGAUAAAGGAAGUUGGUUCCACAAACAAGCCCAGUCGCCUUCUGAAUCCGACAAGACGAUCUUUUAUUCCAGCUGAUUCAGUUUCAGCGAGGCUCCGUGAUGCUCUCCAGUCUGCUGCUGUGUCUGCUGGCCGGGUUUCAGCUCUGCUGCCGGGCUCAGUACGCUCCCGAUGAGGUGACUUACCUGCCCGGGAUGAAGUUUAAACCCAACUACACACAGUGGUCCGGAUACCUGCAGGCAGGACAAGGGAAGUUUCUACAUUACUGGUUUGUGACGUCUCAGAGGGACCCAGUCAAAGACCCUCUGGUGCUGUGGCUGAAUGGAGGCCCAGGCUGCAGCUCUCUGGAUGGAUUCCUGUCAGAGAAUGGACCGUUUCAUGUGAACGAUGACGGAGCCACGCUGUACGAGAACGCUUUCAGCUGGAACAAGAUUGCCAACAUGCUCUAUCUUGAAUCUCCUGCAGGAGUUGGAUAUUCCUACUCCGAUGACCACGAAUAUGCCACCAAUGAUAACCAGGUCGCUGAUGAUAAUUACAAAGCCCUGCAGAGUUUUUUUGCCAAAUUCCCAAACUUCACUCAGAAUGAGUUCUUCAUCUUUGGGGAGAGUUACGGUGGGAUUUAUGCACCGACGCUCAGCCUGCGUGUGGCCACAGGAAAAACCAAAAUCAACUUCCAGGGCUUUGCAGUAGGAAAUGGCAUCAGCAGCUUUGCUCUCAAUGACCAGUCUUUGAUCCACUUUGGUUACUAUCACGGCCUCUUUGGAGAAGAUUUGUGGCGCGAUCUGAACAUAAAUUGCUGCAACAACGGAACCUGUGACUUUUACAACUCCAGUUCAGAGACCUGCAGGAUAAUGGUAAACAGGGCCUUUAGUAUUGUGUAUAACAGUGGACUAAAUGAAUAUGCGCUUUACUUGGACUGUGAAGGCUCUGGAAAAAGCUACGAGAGGACCAUGAGUCAUCUGUUUAAGAACUCCAGGAGAAACUCGGAGAAACUCAAGCUUUUAGGUCGACUGUCUCUGAACGAAGUUCCUCCCUGCAUCAACAGCACGGCUCAGAUGAACUGGCUGAACAGAGGCGACGUGAGGAAAGCUCUACACAUUCCUGAUAUACUGCCACCUUGGGACAUCUGCAGUGAUGUUGUUGGAGCGGCGUACACAACCCUGUACGCCACAGUGAAGGAUGUGUAUCUGAAGCUGCUCUCUCUGGGCCUGCGAGCGCUCGUCUACAACGGAGACACCGACAUGGCCUGCAACUUCCUGGGAGACCGGUGGUUUGUGGAAGACCUCGGCAUAAAGCCAACCACUGAGUACCAAACCUGGAUUAAUGACGACCAGGUUGCUGGUUUCUAUCAACGGUUUGGAAACAUCACUUUUCUGACGGUGAAGGGUGCGGGUCACAUGGUUCCUCAGUGGGCUCCCAGUCCAGCUCUCCACAUGUUCCAGUCCUUCAUAACAAAUAGCACCUACUGAGUACAAAUGACAGUAUUCUAUAAUACGCCUGCACUCAUCACUUGUUAGAUGGUACAUUUCACUCAGGGAAGUCGGUAUAGAGGGGAAAAAAAAUGAUUGUUUGGGCAUUUAAUUGUAUUUCUCAGAAUUCAUCCAACUCUUACAGUUCAGUGUGUUGAAUUUUUAGAUGCUGAUAUAUUUGGUGGCGCUGCAUCUCCAUUGGGUGAACACUGGAGGAAUUCCAGCCUGUAUCAUAUAUUGUCUGUAGUUUAAUAAAGGCUGUCAGGGCUGGACUAAGGAGGACAGACCACAUGAGGUUUGACCUAAAAGGGAAAUGAAUGUAAGCAAAAACAGAACAAGAUGUAAAGUAGGACUACUGUUACUGCAUGAGCCCAACUCUAUGCUUUAGACAAAUGAACAAACUGGAGUAAAACAAUCACAUUAAUGCCUUGUGUAAAGCACUAUUUAGCCAUCAAUCUUGUCUUUAGCAUUUGGGUUGAUGCCACCAGACUGGCCCUCAAACUAUAUGUUGGGAAACUGCAUAUGUGUAAAAGAACAACACAUCCUACAGUGUUCACCAAUACAGAUGUGAAAAACUCAUGUGUUUCUCAUUGUUUCAGUGAAACUCAAGUGCAGUGAAUUCAAAACCAGAGAAAUUAUCCAUGCGCCCACAUGUUUGACUAAACUGAACAAUCUAUGAAGCUGUUGUCUGCACUGAUGUAAAGCUGGAUGUUUUUUUGAUUGUUUUGUUGCAUAAGUUAAUGAAGUGAUCACUUUUAACAAAACUUGCUUCUGCUAAAACUGCCAGGAUCAAAACUGUGACUCAACCUGAGUUGGUCUUUUUUAUUAAAUGCUUUGAAAUCUUG
Molecule: messenger RNA, 2358 nt
Organism: Acanthochromis polyacanthus (spiny chromis)
Lineage: Eukaryota; Metazoa; Chordata; Actinopteri; Pomacentridae
Product: cathepsin A-like
Exons: 11
Coding region: 146-1513 (455 amino acids)
Biological process (GO): proteolysis
Molecular function (GO): serine-type carboxypeptidase activity
Source: RefSeq, a predicted model, not a curated record